AUGAGCACAUUUGCGGGUCGGAUGAAGGAAUAUCCUCACAUUUCUCUCGAUUGCUUCGACCAUGAGAACUUGGAAGCGCGAGCCUACUUCCUGUCGCACUGUCACAAGGAUCACAUGAGAGGGAUCAGAGCCCCCAAACUGCAGAGAAGGCUCAAGUCCAGCCGCCGAGUGAAAUUGUACUGCUCGCCGGUGACCAAAGAGCUUCUGCUGAGCAGUCGCAAGCAUCUCUUCUGGGAGGACUACAUCGUUCCGUUGGAGCUGGACAGCCCGACUCAGAUUUCUCUGGUGGACGAAGCGUCCGGGGAGAGCGAGGAGAUGGUGGUCACGUUGCUUCCGGCGGGCCACUGCCCCGGCUCCGUCAUGUUCCUGUUCGAAGGUCGACGCGGAAACGUCUUGUACACGGGAGACUUCAGACUGGCGCCGGGCGACGCCGCCAGGAUGGAGCAUCUGCAUUCGGGCGGCGGGGUGAAGGACAUCCAGAGUGUGUACGUGGACUCCACCUUCUUUGACCCGCGCUUCUACCAGAUUCCUUCUCGGGAGGCGUGCGUGGACGCCAUCGUGCGUCUGGCGGGCGACUGGAUCGCUCGGAGCGCCCGUCACGCGGUUUGGCUCAACUGCAAGGCGGCGUACGGCUACGAGUACUUGUUCGCCAGGCUGGCGGAACGCUUCGGCACGAGGGUGCACGUGAAUAACCUGCUGAUGUUCCGGAGAAUGCCGGAGAUCCUGAGCUACGUGACGGCCGAGCGCCGCACGCGGCUCCACGCCUGCCGACACCCCAAGGAGUCGUACACCCACGGCAACCGGCUGCCUUGCGGCCGGGGCGCGCGCGACGGCACCCGCGUGCUCAGCAUCAAACCGUCCACCAUGUGGUUUGGAGAGAGGACGCGCAAGAGCGACAUUGUCAUCAAGUCGGGUAGCGACGCCUUCCGAGCUUGUUUCAGCUUCCACUCGUCCUACUCUGAGAUCAGAGACUUCCUGUGCUACCUUCGACCCGUCCGCGUGUUCCCCAACGUGGUCCCGAUGGGGCGCACCCUGGCCGAGGUCACCGACAUGUUGCAGACGACGUGCAGGGCUCCGCCGCGGGAGAAGAUGGCUUACAAGCCGCUGGGGGCGCUCAAGCGCGGCAACGCAGAGAGGGCUACGUGCGAUUCCGUCAGCGAUGAUGACGACCUUUUCGAUGGCGCCGCCGCACCGCCGCUGAGGAAAAAGCCGACGGAGAGCGGUCGCGUCGCUAUCGAGCGCGGGCGAGCGCCCGCCGCCGCGCCCUCCGCCCGGGAGGAGAUCUCGCCGCGGCGGAUCGAGACAGAGUCAGAGUGCACGGAGGACCGGAACUACGUGGACUGCACCGAGUCGAACGACGACAGCGACGGCUACGAGGAGAGCGACGAAGACGACGAGAGGCGGCCGCCCAAGUGGGAGGACUUCUUCGGCGCCGAGCCGCCGCCCGACGGCCCCGGAAGCCGGAAAAGUGACGACCGAUCGCGACCUCGCUCCGGCCCGGCCCGCUCCGCGCAGACGCCGGAAGACCUGCGGAGUGAAGACGAGGACUUUGCGGCGUCGCAGGGCGGAACGGAACGCGGCGACGCCCCGUCCGACGCGGACGGUUCGCGAGCUUCUUCGGACUUUGACGUUCCGUGCACGCCGGAGUCCAAAAGGCCCACGCCUGAAGAACUGGCUUGCCUCUACAGAAAGUUGGCCAAUGGGGAUGACAUUUCCAGCUGUUGA
Messenger RNA from Nerophis lumbriciformis (worm pipefish), 1725 nucleotides. The record is from RefSeq and is a predicted model, not a curated record. Lineage: Eukaryota; Metazoa; Chordata; Actinopteri; Syngnathiformes; Syngnathidae.